AAAGGAGAUGCCAAAAAGAACCCUCAAAACCUUAAGUAAUUGUUUUCAGAGCAAGGCAUGAGGACUCAGCUUGAUACUAACACUACAUGAAUGUUUGGUUGGCCCUGUCACACCUACAUAUAAUUGAUGACAUGUCCCCUUUGCUUUGUAGGGUCUCCUGAACAACAUCCUUCCUUGAAGCCUACCACUGAAAUGGAAGAUCCUGUUGUGAGAGAAGCAGUACAAAGAAAGAAUGUACAGGCAUCAAGAGCAGAUUCUGGGAGUUCUGAUGAAUCUGCAGUCAGCGUUUUCCACAAACUGUGUGUGGAUUCAUGCCCUAAACCAGAUGAUGAAGACUUGACUGUUACCACCAAGGUAAAGUGGUCUCUUGUAAAAUUUCCUCACUCAGUCAGCUUUCGCAUAGUAUUUACUUUCUUGAAAUUUAGCAGUGCUUUACCUAUUAUUGUUUUAUGAUGGCUAUGGAAAGUUGGUCAGAGAAAACCAUAGACAUAUGACUAGUUGAUUAAAAAAUGUAUUUAAUAUUGGUAACUAACAAAAGAUUGAUAAGUGCUGUGAUAGGGAGGGGGCUGAACAAAAAUGAACUGGAAGAUACAUAGCAAUAGAAAAAUCACAUUAGGAAAUGCUUUCCCCAAUAGAGAAAAUAUGAAAUUUGGUUAAAGUUUAAUUCGAUAAAUAUUAAUACUUUGAAUUUUAAAUCAUACUAGUGUGACAUCUAUAUUUUUACCAGUAUAAAUCUUCAGUGGAUCAAAUUACUUGUGGUAAUCAUGGAAU
Molecule: messenger RNA, 771 nt
Organism: Sapajus apella (tufted capuchin)
Lineage: Eukaryota; Metazoa; Chordata; Mammalia; Primates; Cebidae
Product: ankyrin repeat domain-containing protein 20A2-like
Exons: 4
Coding region: 127-453 (108 amino acids)
Source: RefSeq, a predicted model, not a curated record